AUGAUUGACUGUGAUGGAAAGUUUAUUGAAGACAAAGAAGCUACAAAGACGACCAGGUGCUUAGUUCACAGCUCGAGCAUGCAUAAUACGGCCGAUUGUAGAGUAUAUCAAGAGAUGGCACCAGAAGGGAAAGUCCAGUUGUUAAAGGAAAAGCGAGCUUGCUGGUCAUGCCUCAAGAUUGGUCACCGCUCUAUUGACUGCAGACAACGCAAGAAAUGCAACAGUGAUGAUUGUUCAAAAUAUCACCAUGACGCAGAUGGAAAGGAAUCGGGAACUUGCUUGCUGCAGGUGAUGAAAAUAAAAUCAGCUGUCAAUGCUGCUCCUUUAAAUGUGCUGUGGGACGGUGGUGCAACCAUUAGUCUGAUCACCUUUGCUAAAGCAUGUGAGCUAAGUUUGGAUGGAGAGGAAAUUAGGCUGUCGGUUGUCAAAGUUGGCGGUGUCAAGGAAGAGAUGAGAUCAUCAGUAUACAAACUUCCCUUAAUCGAUGAAUCAGGGGAGACUGUCAAAUUCCGUGUUUAUGGAAUUGAUCGGAUAUCCUCCCCUAUGGAGGGAAUUAACCUCAACGGCGUGAUGCAUCUGUUCCAAAACAUAAAUAAGCAGGAGAUUCAGCGAACAAAUGGGGAAAUAGAUGUGUUGAUUGGUUAUGAGUAUGCAGGUUAUCAUCCUGAGCGGGAGCAAUCUUCUGGGCAUUUACUUCUGUUGAAAAACCGAUUCGGUCGUUGUCUGGGUGGGUCUCACACCAGUAUGGCAGAGAACACGCUUAAGCUUAUCCAGCAUGCUACAGUUCACCAUGUUGUGAGGAUAAACAUUGAAAAUUUUUUCGAUACUGAAUCUCUAGGCGUUGAAUGUUCCCCGAGAUGUGGAAGUUGUCGCUGUGGACGGUGCCCAAUUGAUGGGAAAAGCUUCACAUUGAAGGAGGAGCGGGAAUUAAAUUUGAUUGAGGAAGGAUUGACACAUGAAGGCGAUCAUUGGGUUGUGCGAUACCCUUGGAUUAGGAGCCCGGAUGAUCUGCCAAACAACAAAGAAGCAGCUUUGAGAAUGCUUGGGUCUACAGAAAAGAGGUUGCAGAAGAACAAACCGCUUCUGGAAACGUACAAGGAGCAGAUUCAGGAUAUGGUACAGCGAAGUGUUGCAAGGAAACUCACACAAGCAGAAAUUGAAAACUAUGACGGCCCAGUAUAUUACCUAAGCCACCACGAGGUGCUUAAACCAGAAUCCACAUCCACGCCUUGUCGAAUAGUCUUCAAUUUGUCAGCGAAGUUUCAGGGACAUUCACUAAAUAACUGCUGGGCUAAGGGACCAGAUCUUAUGAACAACCUGCUCGGCAAACUCGUGAGAUUUAGAGAAGGCCCAGUCGCAUUUGUCAGCGAUAUACGGAAGAUGUACCACGCCAUAAAGAUAUCAGUUCUUGAUCAGCACACUCAUAGAUUUCUUUGGCGCGACAUGUCACAGGAUAGUGGGAGAAGUACAUACGUCAUGACGUCCAUAUCGUUCGGUGACAAACCUGCGGGAAAUAUCGCCACAGUUGCUCUACGCAAAACAGCGGAAAUGCAAAAAGAUGAUCUUCGAAAUGCAUCAGAUACCAUCCUCAACAACACUUACGUUGACGACAUUGCAGAUAGCGUGGAGACUAUGGUAACAGCACGAGAGACAACCGGUCAAAUUGACGAUUUGGUCAAGGUUGGUGGAUUCCAAAUCAAGCAUUGGAUCUAUUCAUCAGAGAAUGUGAACGAUGACAGCGCAAAUAGAUCACUGGGAAGCAAGUCGGUAUGCGAGAAGCAGAUACAAAAUACUGGGACAGCAUGCUCUGAAGGGGAUGAACAGAAAGUUCUUGGUGUACGCUGGGAUUCAAAUAGGGCCAAUUUUGUUUCAAAAUGCAACUUAACUUUACCCCAAAGAUUAAGAAACUACGAAGUGGACCAAAUCUCACUCAAGAACAAGUUCCAGUGCUUAUUCCGCCCAUACUAA
Messenger RNA from Paramuricea clavata, 1968 nucleotides. The record is from the annotation of a GenBank genome assembly. NCBI's taxonomy places the organism in Eukaryota, Metazoa, Cnidaria, Anthozoa, Malacalcyonacea, Plexauridae.